Messenger RNA from Penicillium arizonense, 144 nucleotides. RefSeq lists its product as uncharacterized. The transcript has 2 exons. Lineage: Eukaryota; Fungi; Ascomycota; Eurotiomycetes; Eurotiales; Aspergillaceae. The coding region runs from base 1 to 144 and encodes 47 amino acids. The record is from RefSeq and is a predicted model, not a curated record.
AUGUUGGCUUCCCAUUUUGGCUGGGAAGACGCCCUUGAGGCAACACAGAACUGGAUUAAGGAAAGGCACGGCUUCCCUGGAAGACUUCUACGACGAGCUAGGUCGGGUAUGCGAUUUCCCCAGCCCUUCCUAUGGACUACAUAG